Fulmarus glacialis (Northern fulmar) is the source of this 3057-nucleotide messenger RNA. RefSeq names its product cystic fibrosis transmembrane conductance regulator-like. Gene Ontology annotation, cellular component: cytosol; apical plasma membrane; plasma membrane. Gene Ontology annotation, molecular function: ABC-type transporter activity; chloride channel activity; ATP binding. The record is from RefSeq and is a predicted model, not a curated record. Gene Ontology annotation, biological process: chloride transmembrane transport; bicarbonate transport. Lineage: Eukaryota; Metazoa; Chordata; Aves; Procellariiformes; Procellariidae.
ACAUACUUGGGCGCUGUGGACAAAAUAUUCAGACGAGACAAUGCAACUCCAGAAUUAACCGCAGAAACUGGUGAACUGGUGAUUUUUACUUUUUUUUUUUUUCUGCUUAGAUGGACAAAGCCAAUUUUGAAAAAGGGUUACAGACGACGGUUGGAGCUGUCAGAUAUUUAUCAAAUCCCUUCUGCGGACUCUGCCGAUAAUCUUUCUGAAAAACUAGAAAGAGAGUGGGACAGAGAGCUGGCAACUUCAAAGAAAAAACCCAAACUUAUUAAUGCUCUUCGACGAUGCUUUUUCUGGAAAUUUGUGUUCUAUGGAAUAAUAUUAUAUUUAGGGGAAGUCACCAAAUCUGUGCAACCCCUUCUGCUGGGAAGAAUAAUAGCUUCCUAUGAUCCAGACAACUCUGACGAAAGAUCCAUAGCCUACUACCUGGGCAUUGGCUUGUGCCUUCUCUUCUUUGUGAGAACACUACUCAUACACCCUGCUAUAUUUGGUCUUCAUCAUAUAGGAAUGCAAAUGAGGAUAGCUAUGUUUAGCUUGAUUUAUAAGAAGAUCUUAAAACUCUCAAGCAGAGUUCUAGAUAAAAUAAGUACUGGACAAUUGGUCAGUCUUCUUUCCAACAAUCUGAACAAAUUUGAUGAGGGUCUUGCUUUGGCUCAUUUUGUAUGGAUUGCACCUUUACAAGUGGCACUGCUGAUGGGACUGCUCUGGGAUAUGUUAGAAGCUUCUGCAUUUGCUGGACUUGCUUUUCUAAUAGUCCUGGCCUUUUUCCAAGCGUGGCUGGGACAAAUGAUGAUGAAAUACAGGAAUAAGAGGGCAGGAAAGAUCAAUGAAAGACUUGUCAUCACCUCAGAAAUAAUUGAAAAUAUACAAUCAGUUAAAGCCUAUUGUUGGGAAGAUGCAAUGGAAAAAAUGAUUGAAAGCAUCCGUGAAACUGAACUGAAGCUAACCCGAAAAGCUGCUUAUGUGAGAUAUUUCAACAGCUCAGCCUUCUUCUUUUCAGGCUUUUUUGUGGUGUUUUUAGCUGUGCUUCCAUAUGCUGUGAUUAAAGGAAUUAUUCUCCGAAAAAUAUUUACCACCAUUUCGUUCUGCAUUGUUCUUCGAAUGACAGUGACCAGGCAGUUUCCCGGGUCUGUACAGACCUGGUAUGACUCUAUUGGAGCAAUAAACAAAAUACAGGAUUUCUUGCUGAAAAAAGAAUAUAAAGCCCUGGAGUAUAAUCUAACAACCACUGGGGUUGAGCUGGACAAAGUAACAGCUUUUUGGGAUGAGGGAAUUGGAGAGCUGUUUGUAAAAGCAAACCAGGAAAACAACAACAGCAAAGCUCCUAGCACUGACAACAAUCUCUUCUUCAGUAAUUUUCCCCUUCAUGCCUCUCCUGUUCUUCAGGACAUAAAUUUCAAGAUUGAGAAGGGACAGUUAUUAGCUGUUUCUGGAUCUACUGGAGCAGGCAAGACUUCUCUUCUGAUGUUGAUAAUGGGAGAAUUGGAGCCUUCGCAGGGUAAAAUUAAACACAGUGGAAGGAUAUCCUUUUCACCUCAAGUCUCCUGGAUCAUGCCUGGAACAAUAAAAGAAAACAUAAUUUUUGGUGUAUCCUAUGAUGAAUACCGAUACAAGAGUGUCAUCAAAGCCUGCCAACUAGAAGAGGACAUUUCCAAGUUCCCAGACAAAGAUUGUACAGUGCUGGGCGACGGUGGAAUCAUUCUGAGCGGAGGCCAGCGAGCACGAAUCUCACUAGCAAGAGCAGUGUACAAAGAUGCUGAUUUGUAUCUCCUGGAUUCUCCUUUUGGACAUUUAGACAUUUUUACAGAAAAAGAGAUAUUUGAAAGCUGUGUGUGCAAGUUGAUGGCAAAUAAAACUAGGAUCUUGGUUACUUCAAAACUGGAACAUUUAAGGAUUGCUGACAAAAUAUUAAUUUUACAUGAAGGGAGCUGCUAUUUCUAUGGAACAUUUUCUGAACUUCAGGGUCAACGGCCAGACUUCAGCUCAGAGCUGAUGGGAUUUGAUUCUUUUGAUCAGUUCAGUGCAGAGAGAAGAAAUUCAAUUCUAACUGAGACUCUCCGACGGUUUUCUAUUGAAGGAGAAGGCAUGGGAUCACGAAAUGAAAUAAAGAAGCAAUCUUUCAAACAAACAUCAGAUUUUAAUGACAAAAGGAAGAACUCCAUAAUUAUUAACCCCCUUAAUGCAAGUAGGAAGUUCUCAGUAGUGCAGAGGAACGGGAUGCAGGUCAACGGGAUAGAAGAUGGCCACAACGACCCACCAGAAAGGAGGCUCUCGCUGGUACCUGACUUGGAACAGGGAGAUGUAGGUCUGCUUCGGAGUAACAUGCUAAACACUGACCAUAUACUGCAAGGUCGGAGGAGGCAAUCUGUGUUAAACCUGAUGACGGGCACCCCUGUGAACUACGGACCAAACUUUUCCAAAAAGGAAAGUACAUUUCGGAAAAUGUCUAUGGUGCCUCAGACAAACCUGUCUUCUGAGAUAGAUAUCUACACCAGGCGCUUGUCUCGAGACAGUGUUUUGGACAUAACUGAUGAAAUCAAUGAAGAGGAUUUGAAGGAAUGCUUUACUGAUGAUGCUGAAAUCAUGGGUACUGUUACCACAUGGAAUACUUAUUUUAGAUACGUUACUAUCCACAAAAACUUGAUCUUUGUUCUAAUUUUGUGUGUGACUGUCUUCUUAAUUGAGGUAGCUGCUUCUCUUGCUGGGUUAUGGUUUCUUAAAAAGACAGCUUUGAAAGCAAAUGCAACACAGUCAGAAAACAGUACCUCUGACAAACCUCCUGUGAUUGUCACUGACACUAGCAGCUACUACAUCAUUUAUAUCUAUGUGGGAGUGGCAGAUACCCUGCUGGCCAUGGGAAUCUUCAGAGGUUUGCCCCUUGUGCAUACGCUUAUAACAGUGUCUAAAACUCUUCAUCAAAAGAUGGUGCACGCAGUUCUUCAUGCACCUAUGUCAACAUUCAACUCUUGGAAAGCAGGUGGUAUGCUUAACAGAUUCUCAAAAGAUACGGCAGUACUGGAUGACUUACUUCCACUUACAGUAUUUGACUUCAUUCAG